CUCGCGCCACGUCUCGCGAGAUUUCGCCUGGAGGAGACUACAAGAUGGCGCCGCGUCGGCAGCUGUGAGAGUCGAGGCGACUCGGCCCCGGCACCAGCAACAGCAGCAGCGGCAGCGGCGGCGGCGGGCGGCGCGUUGAGUGGGACGCGAGCGAGGUGCGCGGUCCUUCAAAAAGAAUGAAUCAUUCGCUUGACAACGCCGUUUCCUAUGAAGAGCUGGUGCGACUGAAGGCGCGCGCCAUCCCGCAGAACCGCAUGAAGGAGUUCCUGGACUCGCUGAGCGGCAAGAGCCCCGAGGCACUGCAGCAGUUCACGUCUCCGCAGAUGUACCAGGCUCCGGGGCACUGCAUCUACUCCGAGAACGCCGACGUGGCCGGCUCCUUGCUCGAGCUGGCCCGGCCCAUCAGCUCCCCGCUGCAGCAGGACGGGCAGCCGGGCGGCCAGUCGCCGCAGAUGCAGCUGCAGAUGAAGCAGCAGCAGCAGAUGCAGUGUCCGAUCAGCGGCCUGCAGGCUGAGUCACCUCAGGGCCAGACCAAGCAGGCGCACCAGAUACAGUUGCAGCAAAUCCGAGAGGUGCAGCUCUCGCAGCAGCUGACGGUGCAGCAAGUUCAGCAGCUGCAGCAGGGCCAGGCCGUGCACGCGCAGCAGCAGCAGCAGAUGCAGCAGAGCCACGGUUCCCCUCCCCAGGGCGGGUCACCGCCUCACGAACAGACAGUGGCCAAGGUGGGCGAGCGGAGGCCCAGCUCUUCGGGCGUUCCCCAGCCCGUCAAGAAGCGCAAGGUGGACAUGCAGGCGAGCGUGUCGUACACCAUCGCGCAUCACCACCAACAGCAGCAGCAGCAGCCCAUGCACAACGCCGUGGCGACAGUGCUGACGCUGCCCUCGCAAAACCAACAACAGCAGCAGAAUUACAUCCCUGUGCAUCAGGAACUACUGACGGUGGACAGCAGCCAGCUGUACGCCUCCAACGCAAUCUCGCCCUCGCAGACAGAAACGUGGGCCAUUUACACGCCACACGCGGGCGCCUGUGGGGAUGCACAGGGCCACACCAGCCUGCCACAGGAGGCUUACAGCAUCGUGCAGGUCACCCCCGGCCAGGCCACCGUGCUGGGCCUCAGGGGCCCCGGGGUCGGUGCCGAUGACAAAGACAACCCGUCGGUCGUCUCGAAAACGACGCAGGAGGUCAUUCACGCCAUCGGCACGCCGGUGUUCGCCUCGCAGUUCGUCAACGGUAGCAUCCAGCUGCCCGUGGCCGUGCAGGCCGGCGGGAACAUGUACACCUCGCAGGCCACCCAGUACUGGGAGCCCCACCAGCAGCUGCAGGUGAGGGGUGGUGGGUGGGGGGGGGCCGCGGUCCAUUGGGCCACGCACUCGACGCUCCCGUCACGAGCGAGCGCAGUGUGGAGUGGCGUCGAACGAGAGACCGCAUUGCCCCAGGCCCCCUCGGAGCAGCCGGCGCCCCCCGCCGUGGAGCUGGGACAGCCAGAGCCGGCAGCCCCCCCGGAUAUGAUCCUGGACGAUGCCCUGAAGCCGGAGGAGGGGAUGGCCUUCUGGAGGCAGUGGGCACAGAACAAAAACGCCGAGAUCACCAAGGAGGCCAGCAGCAAGCCCCCCACCAGGAGGCCGCCGUUGAAGUUCAAGGAGGAUCUGCUGUCGGCCGCGGUGGCCGAGCUCAACUACGGCCUCUGCCUGAUCGCGCGCGAAUCUCGCCGCACUGACGGCACGCCCUACCCCUCCGAUGCGCUCUACCUGCUUUUCCUCAACAUCCAAAAGUUCAUGUUCGACAAUGGCCGCGUGGACAAUAUCUUCACCGACCUCUACUACAUGAAGUUCACAGAGCAGCUGCACGAAGUGCUCAGGGACUGGCAGCCCAAAGUGAGCCCGCUCGGGUUUAUCAUUCCGAGCCAAAUCACGGAGGAGAUGCUGUGGGAAUGCAAGCAGCUGGGAGCUCAUUCCCCAGCCACGCUGCUCAACACUCUCAUGUACUUCAACACAAAGUACUUCAUGCUAAAGACGGUGGAGCAGCACGCCAAGUUGGCGUUCUCGCGCGUGCUCAAGCAGACCAAGAAGAACCCUAACAGCGUGAAGGACCGCACGGCCAGCAUCCGCUACCUGCGCAACUACGGGCAGAUCCAGGCCGGGCAGAAAAUCACGGAUGACAUGUACGCCGAGCAGCCCGAGAACGUCGAGAACCCACUCCGCUGCCCAAUCAAACUCUACGACUUCUACCUCUUCAAGUGCCCCCAGAGCGUCAAGGGCAAGAGCGACAUCUUCUACCUGACGCCGGAGCCCGUGGUUGCGCCCAACAGCCCCAUCUGGUACUCGGCGCAGCCCGUGGGCGCCAGCGGAAUGGAGCAGAUGCUGGCGCGCAUUCUGUUGGUGCGGGAGGUGCAGGACGCUCACUCGAGCGCCGGCCUGCACUGAGACGACGGCGGCAGCAGCAGAGGAGGCUGCGCGCUCGGCCUUGCAUGCAGCCCGCGGCCGGCCCCGCCGCGGCCACGCGACGGCGCCGCGGCCUCCGUCGCUGUGCGGGACAGGACGACGCCUCGCGCCGACGCGGCCGUGGCUGCCCGUGGCGGAAGGGGCCCGGUGAACCACCGCGGCCACCCGCACUGCCGCCAAGCCACCCCCCUCCCCGUCCUCCGCCGUCUCGCGCCAGGCGCGGUGCGGCCGUCGACGGGCACGGGCGUUUGUCGAACGGUCCCGGACACGGUUAGGGUCUCUUGGCGACGCUCUCUCGGUCAUGUGUGCGGCGCCCGACGCCGUGCUGCCCAGCGAAUCGAUACGCUCCCCCAUGUCGGCGCGCGGGGACCCGGCUGCUUCUGACGGGGAUCGGCGCACACGCGCGGCUGUCACGCAGGAAGAGUCGGCGCCGCUUGUAUAUAACCGCGCGGUGCCGACGGCCCCCCACGCCACCCCACCCUACCCACCGCCCGUGCCGCCAGGAGUAGGUGAGUAUUGGGCACGGAGCGUGGCCCCGAUGCAUGCAUUUUACCGGUGGCGCCAAGAGGGCGGCCCCACUCAGCCGUGUGCCGUCGGCUCCGCUCUUAAGUGUUUUCCGAAACGGCUGCCUUGCUAACCGCUUCUCUUCUCCCCCGUGCUUCUGCCGCUGGCGGGUUUGUAACGACCCCUUGCACCUUAGUCCGACAUGGGCAGGUGGGGGGGGGCUCUGAGUCCCCCCUCCCCUCCGCGGAAUCACAUCGAGAUCCGCGUGUGGGUUCUGUACUCCCCCGCCCUUCUAUUUUUUUUUACACUUGCUGAGCACAGACCCAAACGGCUAGCAGCAGCAACAAACAUCGCUCCAAUAAGAAUCGACGUGUUUCUUGAUUUGAGCAAUGUUACCGAUAUUAGAGCUUGGGAUAAGAGACAGUGGGGAGGGAAUUCCAAAUUGGAGCAGUGCGAGGAAAAGCAGAAAGAGAAGUGUUGUGACCUGCAGGAGUAGUUGGGUGGCUGGGUGAAUGGGUCGGUGGGUUGGCUGGGCGAGUGGGUGGCUGGGCGAGUGACCUACGGUGUGGAUGAGGUGAAGCCGUCCCUGUGGAGUGUUUGCUGUGGGAGAACCUGGGAGGGGUGCGAGGGUUGCCCCCAUCUCCCGGCAUCAGGGCUGUACCUGCUCCCCCACCAACCACCCUCUGCCUCGUGUUCAUCCCCACCGUGAUCAUGCAAUCCCCAAUGACAGCACCGCAGACACAGGGUCCGAGUGGAAGCCAUUCAUCCAGCGAGACACCACGCUCGUUAACACUACAGUGUGCCGCGAGCCAGGUGGUCGUGUCGCAGCACGGGUUAUGCUUUCAGUGGCUGUUCUUGACAGCUGGUGUUCUCGCUCCCCCCCCCCCAAACCCCCUCAUCUGCAGGGUGUCCCCUCAUCGUACAUCUGGGGCCCGCGUGGCUGACUUGUACAAUAAACUUGUGGCUUGACUAAAUCUGAUGGUAAAGGCCACUGCUUCUUAGUAAAUCUACUCGAACAACUGCCUCCGCACGGGGCAAGCGGGCGGGUGGCCAACGUGGGGGGCCCCCGAUGCUUCGUGCGCUCACAUUGGUUGGUGGCCGACAUAGGUGACAUUCCUAUCGUGGCACGAGAGCCGUGUUUCUAAUACAUGUAUGAAAAUAUUUUUAUAAAGUUAUUUUGUAACCGUUGAGUAGCUCGCAAGGCAAGGGUGUCCUUCCUGCUGUAGGCCUCCUGGUGGUGUGUUUUCCGUGUAAUCGGUUUAGACGCAUACAUGUAAUCCUAAUUAGUUUAUCUUGUGUAAGUUUCAAGGUAAUAAAAGUUCGCCGAGUUUGCAAAUUAAAGUGAUUUCCCAAGCGCA
This is a messenger RNA of Petromyzon marinus (sea lamprey), 4303 nucleotides long. RefSeq names its product glutamine rich 1 (gene QRICH1). NCBI's taxonomy places the organism in Eukaryota, Metazoa, Chordata, Hyperoartia, Petromyzontiformes, Petromyzontidae. The record is from RefSeq and is a predicted model, not a curated record.